CAAGCUCCGCGCGCCGCGGGGAUGGAGCUGGGGCAUAAAAGGCCGAAGAGCGCGUUCCCGCGUCGCGUCUGGGAGCGGGCCCUGGGGGGUCGUUCCCUUCCCUCUUCGCUCCUUCCCCGGCGCGCGGCUUUCGGCGCUGGGAUUUAAGCUUGGCCCCGGACGCCCUCUGGCCCGCGGGGUAGAGGACCCUCCCCCUCCCUGGGCGUGUUUUGCUCGCUCUAAACGAGAAGGUUAGGACCCUUGAGGGUCUUCCCAGCGCCCCCAUUCUUAUGGAAGCCUGAGUAUUGAUCUGUGAACAAGAUGACAGAUGGGUCGUCAUCUUCCUUCUUCCCUGAUUUUGGGCUGCUGUUGUAUUUGGAGGAGCUAAACAAAGAGGAGUUGAAUAAAUUCAAGUCAUUUCUAAAGAAUGAGACUGUGGAGCCCAGGUCCUGCCAGAUACCCUGGUUUGAGGUGAAGAAGGCCAAGCGAGAGGACCUGGCUAAUUUGAUGAAAAAAUAUUAUCCAGGAGAGCAAGCCUGGGAUGUGGCUCUCAAAAUCUUUGGCAAGAUGAACCUGAAGGAUCUGUGUGAGCGGGCAACAGCAGAGAUCAACUGGACAGCCCGGACCAUGGUAACAGAAGGUGCCAGGACACAAGAGGAACAAGAUGAUCAGGAGGCAGUGCAAAGUGAUGGAACAGAAUACAGGAUCCAAAUAAAGGAAAAAUUUCGUAUCAUGUGGGAUAAGAAGUGUUUGUUUGGGGGACCUGAAGAUUUCCAUCCUGGAAUUGCUCAGGAAGAUCGAGAACUGUUGGAACAUCUGUUUGAUGUGGAUGUGAAAACCGGCGAGCAGCCACAGACAGUUGUGCUCCAGGGGGCUGCUGGAGUUGGGAAGACCAGCUUGGUGAGAAAAGCAAUAGUAGAUUGGGCUGAGGGCAAUCUCUAUCAGCAGAAGUUUAGCUAUGUUUUUUAUCUCAAUGCAAGAGAAAUCAACCAGUUGAGAGAACGGAGCUUUGUUCAAAUGAUAUCCAAGGACUGGCCCAGCACAGAAGGCCCCAUCGAAAGGAUAAUGACCCAGCCGAGUAGUCUCCUUUUUAUUAUUGAUAGUUUUGAUGAACUGAACUUCGCCUUUGAGGAACCGGACUUUGUGCUAUGUGAAGACUGGACCCAGGUACACCCCGUGUCCUUCCUUAUGAGUAGUCUGCUGAGGAAAGUAAUGCUCCCUGAGUCCUUUUUAUUGGUGACAACGAGACUCACGGCUUGUAAGAAGCUAAAGCCUUUGUUGAAGAACCAGCAUUCUGUAGAGCUGCUGGGUAUGUCCAAGGAUGCAAGAAAAGAAUACAUUUACCAGUUCUUUGAAGACAAGAAGAGGGCCUCGCAAGUAUUCAGUUCACUAAGAAGCAAUGAGAUGCUUUUUAGCAUGUGUAAAGUCCCCCUGGUAUGCUGGGCCAUCUGUACCUGUCUGGAGCAGCAAAUAGAAAUGGGUGGUGAUGUUUCAUUAACCUGCAAAACAACAACAGCUCUGUUCACCCGCUAUAUUUCUAGCCUGUUCCCACCAGUAGAUGGAAACUGUCCUAGUCUGCCCAAUCAAACCCAACUAAAGAGCCUGUGCCACUUGGCUGCCAAAGGAGUGUGGACUAUGACAUCUGUGUUUUAUAGGGAAGAUCUCAGAAAGCAUGGCUUAACUAAAUCAGAUGUCUCGAUUUUCCUGGACAUGAAUAUUCUUCAAAAGGACACAGAGUAUGAAAAUUGCUAUGUGUUCACUCACCUGCAUGUUCAGGAGUUUCUUGCAGCUAUGUUCUAUAUGUUAAGAGACAAUUGGGAGACCAGGAAUAAUUUAUUUGAUUCUUUUGAAGAUUUGAAGCUAUUGCUUGAAAGCAAGAGUUCUAAAGAUCCCCAUUUGAUGCAGAUGAAAUGCUUUUUGUUUGGCCUUUUGAAUGAAGAUCUACUAAAACAACUGGAGACAACUUUGAAAUGUAGACUGUCACUGGAGAUAAAAGGGAAAAUCCUUCAGUGGCUGGAGAUACUGGGAAACAUCAAAUGUUUUCCAGCAGAGCUAGAAUUUCUGGAAUUGUUUUUAUGUCUGUAUGAGACUCAAGAUGAAGCAUUUAUAAGCCAGGCAAUGAGAUCUUUCCAAAAGGUGGUCAUUGAUGUGUGUGGGAAAGUCCAUUUGCUUGUGUCUUCAUUCUGCCUUAAGCACUGCCAAUGUUUACAGACCAUUAAAUUAUCUGUGACUGUGGUAUUUGAGAAGACGUUAAACUCAAGUCCCCCAGCUGAAAUGUGGCAAAAGGAUGAUGGUAGCAUUAUUCAUUGUUGGCAAGAUCUCUGUUCCGUGCUUCAUACAAAUGAGCACUUGAGAGAACUGGACCUAUGUCAUAGCAACCUUGAUGAAUUAGCCAUGAAGACUUUUUAUCAAGAACUGAGGCACCCAAACUGUAAACUACAAAGACUAUUGAUGAGAUUUCUUUCUUUCCCGGGUGGUUGUCAGGAUAUUGCUAGUUCUUUGACUCACAACCAGAAUCUGAUGCAUCUUGACCUGAAAGGGAGUGAUAUAGGGGACGAUGGAGUAAAGUCAUUAUGUGAAGCCUUGAAACACCCAGAGUGUAAACUACAGAAUCUGAGCUUGGAAUCCUGCGACCUAACUACACUUUGCUGUCUAAAUAUUUCCAAGGCUCUCAUCAGAAGUCAGAGCCUGAGAUUUCUGAAUCUGUCCACCAAUCACCUAUUGGAUGAUGGAGUCAAGCUCUUGUGCGAGGCCUUAGGACAUCCCAAGUGUCACCUAGAGAGACUAUCCCUGGAAAGCUGUGGCCUCACGGUAGCUGGUUGUGAGGAUCUUUCCUUGGCUCUCAUCAGCAACAAAAGACUGACACAUUUGUGCUUGGCAGAUAACAUCUUGGGAGAUGAUGGAGUAAAGCUUGUGAAUGAUGCUUUGAAACAUCCACAGUGCAAACUCCAGAGCCUUGUGCUAAGGCGUUGCCACUUCACUUCACUUAGCAGUGAACAUCUCUCGUCUGCUCUCCUGUGCAACAAGAGCCUGAUACAUCUGGAUCUGGGGUCAAACUGGAUACAAGAUGAUGGAAUAAAGCUUCUGUGUGAUGCCUUUCGGCAUCCAAGCUGUAACCUUCAGGACUUGGAAUUGAUGGGCUGUGUUCUUACUAGUAUGUGUUGUCUGGAUCUGGCUUCUGCUAUUCUGAACAACUCACACCUACAGAACCUGGACCUUGGGCACAAUGACCUGCAGGAUGAUGGAGUAAAAAUUCUGUGUGAGGCUUUGAGACAUCCAAACUGCAAUAUUCAGAGGCUUGGAUUGGAAUACUGUGGUUUGACCUCCCUGUGCUGUCAGGAUCUCUCAUAUACUCUUAGAAGCAACCAAAACCUGAUAAAAAUAAACCUGAAACAGAAUACUUUAGGGUAUGAAGGAAUGAUGAAGUUAUGUGAAGUCUUGAAGUCUCCUGAAUGUAAACUGAAAGUUCUGGGGGUGUGCAAAGAAGCAUUUGAUGAGGAAGCUCAGAAGCUGCUGGAAGCUGUGCGAAUUAGCAAUCCACACCUCAUCAUUAAGCGCGAUUAUAAUGAUGAUGAUGAAGAUGGUUCCUGGUGGCGGUGUCCCUGAUUUGAAGAACCUGAUGUUCUUUUUAAAAGUAAAAUGAAGGCCUCAGAGUGACUAGGCUUGGGCCUCUUAGCUUUAGGUGCUUUAUGCCCAGAUUGUUUAAGGUCUGUUAGAUGUAGAUGAGUCACUUCUCUGUAACAUAUCUGUUAUACUUCACAUGGGAGUUGAAAGGCUAUAAAAUAAAAUGAAAAGCAUAAAGCUCUGUGAAAGGUAUGACAUGUUUUUAAUUGGAUACAGAGCUUUAGAAUUCAGAUGUGAGAAUCCUAGAAAUGACACCAGAGGACGGGGCCAGGGCAGAUGACAUAAGAAUGUCUGUUUUCCUUUCUCUCCCUCCCAUAGUUGGCUUACUUCACAGCCUCACCAGAUCUGGGAUAUUUUACUGACUGCUUUUCUUUGUGUGCUCCUGGGACCACUGGUGUCUAAAUACUUCGGGUGUUUCUUAAAAUGCAGAUUAUUGAGCCCUGUAUCAGACUUACUGAAUCAGAAUAACUGGAUGAAAACCUUAGGAACUGGCAUUUUAAAUAAUUUUCCAGGCAGUUUUUAGGCAUGUUAUGAUUUGAGAAUUGCCAGUCUCAAUUGAAGUGGGAGUCCACUUCCUCAGUGAACAUUUUCCGUAGCCUGUUGCAAAGAUAUAAGUGGAUAUAGGAUUAUUGGGUUUAGAGCUAAAGUCAUGUGCUUUGACAGAAACCUGAUUCAGUAACCUUUUCUGUGAAAGACUUUUAAUUAUUUAUUAAUAUGUGAAAAACCAUUCCAAAAUUUAGUGACUUAAAGCAGUUACUGCUUUGUUCUAUCUCAUGACUUGGUAGAUUAGAAUUGAGAGGGGCUCAGCUAAGCAUUUCUUACACUCCACACAUUACUUGGGGUCCUUCAGUGAUACUCAGCUCGCAGCCAGGUUGCUCUGGAGGGUCCAGGGUGACUUCACUCACAUGCCUGGUACCUUAGCAAAGAUGGCUGGAAGGUUGGGUUUGGCUGGAUAUCUCUUCCCUCUAGUCUUAGGGACUUUCCACAUGGUUUCUCCAGCAGGGAAGGUAAUUAUCUUAUGGGGGUUUAGGACUUAAAGGGUCCAAGUGGAAGCUGCCCAUUCCUUGAAAGUUAGGCCCCAGACUGGCACAAAGUCACUUCUAUCUUAUGCUAUUGGUCAGGAACAGUCCAGGGCAGCCAGCCCAGAUUUGAGGGCAGUCACUUCUUGAUGGGCAUAGUGUCAAUGAAGUUGUGGUCUUCCUUAGUCUACCAAAGACUCAAUUUUUUUUCCCUCCUUGUCUGUAAGAGAUAAGUCUCAUAGAUGGUAUAAUCACCCCUAUGUCAAUGUGGCAGAGCUGGAGGUAAAGAGUUGACCAUAGCAGUUAGAAGGAGGCGCAGGUGGCAGUCAUGGGAAAAUUCACAGAUAAUGUUAUUGGAGCUAAUAUCUAUACAGAUGAUGCCUAGAGAGAGUCACUAAUGGGGUUCUCAGUUUUGACAGUCAUGCUGGCUAAAGAAGACUAGCCUUGGGUUGUUAUAACAAAGUAUGCAGCAAGGAAGUGGUAUUCCCUUCACAUGGCAGUUUUGGGCUACAGUGAACAUCUUAUCCUUCAUAGACAAUAAAAUUUCCAAGAUGCCCAAGUAAAACUCCAUAAAGGAGUUAAUAAAUGCUUAUCAAGGUACUUUCUACCAAACUUUCAGGUAAGAGAAAAUUCUUACGUUUUUUAAGCCAUUUCAGAGCAUCACUGAGGAAGGUAACUUUACCAUUUUCUUUUAUAAAACUACAAAACUUUAAUAGUAAAAUCUCAAAAAGCACUAUAAGGAAAUUCACAGUUGGAUGUUACUUAUAA
Molecule: messenger RNA, 5390 nt
Organism: Canis lupus familiaris (dog)
Lineage: Eukaryota; Metazoa; Chordata; Mammalia; Carnivora; Canidae
Gene: NLRP14
Product: NLR family pyrin domain containing 14
Exons: 12
Coding region: 301-3585 (1094 amino acids)
Biological process (GO): regulation of inflammatory response
Cellular component (GO): cytoplasm
Molecular function (GO): protein binding
Source: RefSeq, a predicted model, not a curated record